Molecule: messenger RNA, 3336 nt
Organism: Cavenderia fasciculata
Lineage: Eukaryota; Evosea; Eumycetozoa; Acytosteliales; Cavenderiaceae
Exons: 5
Coding region: 1-3336 (1111 amino acids)
Biological process (GO): chemotaxis
Source: RefSeq, a predicted model, not a curated record
AUGUAUCUAUCAUUUAAACGAUUGUAUCUAUUAUUAUUAUUAUUAUUAUUAUUAUUAUUUAUAUUCAUCAAAGAUAGCACAUCAAGAACAACAACAACUUUUAAUGAUGAUGAUGUUGGUUAUCGUAAAGAUAGCAGUGGAUUUAAAGUAAAGUCAAGUACAAUCACACGAAAGAAGGCAAAUGUGAUGGGUUCAGAUAUCGAUAUGGCAAUCAUCGACAUCGAGUUUGACCGAGACAUUUAUCAUUAUGUUGGUGCCAUCUGUCCCAACUAUACCUGUCCAAAUCUAGUUUCAGAGGGCGGAAUAGAUUGUACAUGUGAUUACACGGACCGGAGCGAAUGUCCCAAAAAGCUAGAUGAAUCGUGUGAUUCAUGUGAUGUGUUUGAUCAUUACAAAGGAGUAUCAUACCCCCAUCCAUACUGCUUACCCGAAAGAAAAUGGACAACGAUCCAAGCAAACACACGUUACUACUUUGGAAAUGUAACAGAGGAGCUAGAACUUCGUCUCAAAGCAAAUUCAUCUAGUUGUGUAGGAUAUCAAUUCUAUGCUUCACAAGACAAAGGUGCUAUUAAAAUGAAUGUAGAUUAUUAUUUCAAUAAUGAUACUCACUCUAGUUUUAGUCGUGAUACUGGUUCUCAAAAAUUACAACAAAUUACAAUAUGUCCUAAUAUCUAUGGGUCUAAGUCUGAUAUUGCUAUUGGUACAUAUAUCAUAAAUAUUAAACCAAUUUCAAAAUCAGCAUCAUUCUCAUUUAUUACCUACGAGAAUGAUGUUCCUCCUGCAGAUCCAAAUAUCGAAAAUUGUACAAACAUUAAUAAUAGCCCAAGUCACCAAUGUGCCAAUGAUGGUGCUUUGAUUGAAGAUAUAGACAUUGAAAAUCCUAAGCCUCGACAAUUUUAUUAUACAUUCUCAGUUGACCAUCCUAUGGCCCUUUCAAUUGGAUGUCCUGCCAUCACAUCCGAAAUUGUAUUUUUUGUCAGUGAUUCACAUGAUAAUCAAUUCCCUUCAAGAAAUAAUUUCACUUGGGCUUCCUAUUUACAAUACGAUAAUUAUUUAACAAUAACAAUCAGAGAUGCCCCCAAAAUACUUUAUAUCAGUUUUGAAAUGGGCAAGGAUGCAGAGAUGUAUUGCGUGGUUAGUUCUCAUUUCCAAAAGAAUUACACCAAAAGAGCAUUGGUUGAUAAUCAUGAACAAGGAGGAUCCUAUCUGAUGAUGGGAUCUUCGAGGAUGAGAUUGAAAGAUGGAUCGAUUUGGAAUUCAAUCGAUUGGAACUUGGUCAAUCUAUUCUAUCCAACUUAUCCUAGGAUGGAUGCCAACCCAAUCUACCCAACACCAACUAUCAUGUCUGACCCAAAAGACAGCUUCAACUAUUUCAAAGACAUUGACUUGUUGGAGAAAGACGACAAUCCAACAACAGCAAACAAUCGAUACCAAGCUGUUUUUAUUAUCUCGGUUCAACAUCGAAUGUCAACGGCCAUUGUUUAUUCAGACUUUGAAAACGUUGCCAAUGGUCAAUUGGAUUUUACUGGUACAAUGGUCGAUAUCAACGGACAGCCAUUGGACUUGUCGGUCAGAUUUACAAUCAACCACUUGGCAUGCAAUUACAGCAGAUUGCAAUCGAAACUGUCCCAGAUUGAAACACUCAAACAAAUGCUCUUUUCGAGAUCCGGAUUUGACCAAGUAUCAUCGAUUCGAUUUAAUAUCGAUAUUAUAACUUUGGAUGAUUCUUGGGUUGGAUGUUCUCAACAAGCCGACAGUCUCUUGGAAAUAUCGACCAAAACAAUAUCAACCAACUCGAUUGUUUGUCCGUACCCAACCAACGAUCCUAUGUUCAGCACCGAUCCUUGUUGCAACUCGACCAUAACGUUAGGUCAAUGUUGCUUACCACGUUUAUCCAACAUCACAAUACCAGACCAAGGUAAAGCCAAAACAGAUUUAGUUUCGAGUCAAUGCUCAUCACCAGGUUGUACGACUCUUGUAUUAAACGAUUAUUAUGUGGCAACAAAGAAUAUACAAGAUGGUAAUUGUUCACUAUCAUAUGAUAGUUCAUUUGAUUUACAAUCGGAUAUUUACACAGCACUACGUAGAUGUAAAUCAUUCUUUAAUGAAAUCACUUGUUCAAAUGACUCUCAAUGUACCCAAUUGAAUGGAAAAUGCCAUUUACUUGAUAGGUAUUGUUAUGUUCCAUUUGAAAGUAUCCAUCUUUUGGAUAAAAGUUAUUUAUCUUGUGUCAUAAAUAAUAUUAGUUUACAAGUAAAUUAUUUCCUAAAAUAUCAAUACAAUUUAGAAAGUUUCCCAAAUGAAACCAAGUUUAUUGAUGAGUUGUACGAUAGAUUUUCAAUGGUAGAUUGGAUUGGAAUUCGCCCAAAAGACAGGAAAACCUAUAGUUAUAUAUCACCAAGGGCAGAAUAUUCUUAUGGAUGCAAGAUUAACCCUCAAGGCGAGGAGCUACAAUAUGACAUUCGAUCAGAGUGCCAAGUAUUCGAAUCAAUCACCGAUCAAUCAACCUGUUUGGCUACAGAGAGUGUAUGUCUAUUAAGAACAGAACCACUAUUUAACUUGACUGAGACCGAGUGUCAAUCAAAUGGCUAUUGUAAAAUGGUUGGGUACUCAUGUGGUGGACCAAAUGCAUGCAUUAUAUCGGACGAUUCUCUUCCCCCUGGAGGUUGCCGAUCAAUACCAGGUACAGUUGAUAAAGGAGAUUGCACUGUGAUUGGAGCAACCGAACUCAAUUGCACGGAUUUUGGGUAUGGUGCCAAAUGGUACAAUUGUCCAAGCAUGAAUCAACUUGAAUGCUUUACAUCUGCCCGCGUGUGUACAGAAGAAUAUACUAAUUUUUUGGAAAACAAAGAUGAGUGCGAAACCAUCGGAGGACAGUGCUCAGACGAUGUAUUUUCCGAAGGAGACACAGAGCAUGGACGACUUUGGGCAAGAUGUGUACGCCAACACAACACAACCGUGUUUGGAUCGGGAAUUCUAACUUGCAAUUAUCCAGACGAAGUAGACAGCCCAUUAGGUUGUUACCACAAGCACGAUAAGAUCUAUACCGAGGAGCAGUGCCUUUCGUUGGGUGCAAAUUACAAAUGGUGGUUAAUUGCUAAAAAUGAAAAAGAAUGUCUCUCUCACAUGGGAUGUCGUGUAAUUGACACCUCGAGAGACAAUCUCCCACAAAACUAUCGUUUCAACGAGAUGAAUGAAAGCAUGUGUAAUUCUUGUAGCAACAGUCAGUACAGUAAAUGGACAAACAUGUUUACUUGGACCACCACAAUUAUAGACACUGCUAUUGUCUUGUGUGAAAUGGAAUACCAAAACGAUAACAACGAAAAUCAUGUAUAA